Molecule: messenger RNA, 3516 nt
Organism: Poeciliopsis prolifica (blackstripe livebearer)
Lineage: Eukaryota; Metazoa; Chordata; Actinopteri; Cyprinodontiformes; Poeciliidae
Gene: scara5
Product: scavenger receptor class A, member 5 (putative)
Exons: 12
Coding region: 214-1707 (497 amino acids)
Biological process (GO): iron ion transmembrane transport
Cellular component (GO): plasma membrane
Molecular function (GO): ferritin receptor activity
Source: RefSeq, a predicted model, not a curated record
CAGUGCUCGGCUGCUGACAGUCUCUGCAACACUGACAGGACGAGCUCAUGCUGCAGCUUCUCUGCUUUUCCUCUCCGUUUCCUCAAAGUUGGCGCUGAUUUCACUUUCAGGAGGUGAAAAGCGUGAAGACGCAACUGUCUGGAGGAAAUUAUGAGGAAGGCAGAGCUGUGAUUUUUGUUGCUUUUCACUUCUGAGGCAGAAGUUUCGGAGGGGAUGGAAAACAAAGCCAUGUAUCUGAGCACAAAUGAGGAAAGAGAGAGCGGCUCCAUGUAUGAGGAAGUCUACGAUGGACACAACUUGUCCAAACUCAACCUUUGCGAUGAAGUGUGCGCAAAGCGCCGCAGGAAGCAGGACCAGCACUGCAGUCUCCUGAACUCCCUGUCCGCCAUCAAAUAUGCGAUUGUGUCCUUGUACGUCCUGGUUCUGCUGACCAUCUUUGGACUCUGCUUGGCAGUGUCCCGGUCCCAGGUUUCCUCCCAGCGCCAGGAGGUUCUGAUGGAGAACGUGACUCGGAUGUCGGACCACGCCGGCGUCCUCCAGCAGACACUGGGUGAGGCGUCCACGCAGGCCGACCUGCUGGAAAACAUCUGGAAGCUGGAAAGCAUCUUCCAGAACCACAGCAGCUGGCUGCAGCGGCUGGAGAUCCUCAUCAAGGGUCUGGAGGUCGAUCUGAGGAGCAUCCAGGCGAACUCUCUGCAGUCAGAAGGUUACCUGGUCCAGCUGGACGACCGUCUGUCCUCCUUCAGCAGCUCCGCCAGCAGGAACCUGACCGUCCUGAGCGUGGACGUGGCCCGGACCUCCAGGUGGCUCCGCGACCACGACGUCCUGCUGAGGGACGCAUCAGGACAUUUGAAUGGACUCAGAGAGAAACUAGACGAAGUCAACUGGACUGUUGGAGCUGUAAAUCACACCUUCACCAACGACAUCAGCAUUCAUCACCUUAAAAUAAAAGACCUGCAGAUACAGAUCCACAACAUCACAGACGACACCAGCAGUUUAUGGGUGACGCACAUCCACACGGAGACGCAGCUGAGGAACGAGAUGGAGAUCCUGAACUCGAUCACCGAGGAUCUGCGGCUCAGGGACUGGGAGCACUCCAUGACCUUGAAGAACCUCACCACUCUCGAAGGACCCCCAGGCCCGAAGGGUGAAAAGGGAGACGUUGGACCAACGGGCCAUCCUGGCGUUCCUGGGAUCUCUGGCCUACAAGGACUUGCAGGAGAGAAGGGAAUGCAAGGCCCCCGAGGCGUGCAAGGAUCUCCUGGGGCCGACGGUCCACGGGGAGAGAAGGGUGAACGCGGACCAGUUGGGCCUAAAGGUGACAGAGGAGAUAGAGGCUUUAAAGGGGAGAAAGGUGAUCGAGGCGACAGAGGAGAACGAACAAUCCAGGAGGCUCUGGUGCGUUUGGUGAACGGGUCGGGUCCCCAUGAGGGACGCGUGGAGGUGUUUCACGAGAGCCGAUGGGGGACGGUGUGUGACGACGUCUGGGACAAAAAGGAUGGAGACGUCGUCUGUCGGAUGCUGGGAUACAGAGAAGCAACGGAGGUCCAUAAGACCGGCCGUUUUGGACAGGGUACUGGUGUGAUCUGGAUGGACGACGUUGCUUGCAUUGGGACUGAAGUAACCAUCCAGCAGUGUAAGUUUUCCGGAUGGGCCAAAACGAACUGCGGCCAUGUUGAGGACGCCGGCGUAACCUGUGCAGUGUGAACAUGCAGGAUCAUUGAUGUCGUGUUGUUUUUUUUUAUACCACUUUUUCUUUUACAAGGAGUGCCUUUUUAUCAGUAUUGUUGCUCACUUACCACCAAAAAGUGCCACCUAACCAGAUAAAAACUCAUUUUUUUAUGAACUUUUAUGGGUUUAUGAGAAGUACACAAACUGAAGAACCGUGUUAUUUUUCAUGACCUGCACUUGCAGAGCACGGAUUGCAUGGCUGUUUGAUUCCUUCUGCUUACCGUAUAAGUAGAAGAGAAACUGAAUCUCAGUUCUGGAUAUUUUGACUGAAGAGGGACUUUCACAAAUCAUUUUACCCACCUAAAAACAAGGAUGAGGAAAAACAGGCUGUCAGUGAUUUGACUUUCCUUCAGCAGCAGCUGCUCCUUCCAGCAAAAUGUGCAAAGGGCUUUUACAGAGUGUGAUGGAUUUACGUACUUUCUUACCUUUCAACCUUGUAUAACACUUAAAGUUUGAAGGUCAAAAGACGCUUCAAAGCAUGCAGAAAAAAAAACAAUAAUCUUCCUCCUUUCAGUUUAGUUUUUAUUGAGGUCAUUUAAAAUAAUAGUUUUCAAAAAGGCUGACAUUUAUUUAAUCGUUUAAAGUGGUCUUGAUCUAAUUGCUUUCCAGACUUUUUAAAGGUAUUUUAAAUAUUUGUAUGGAAACUGGAUGCUUUUUUAACUCAUUUGUGGUCAUAAUUAUAUAAUUAUGAACACUGCUGUGUGUUAUUUUAAAAAAAGAAACAAGAAACUUGUGGUGGAUAAAAGAAUAAUAUCAAAAAGGUUUUCAUUAAACCUGUCGGCCAUGACCACUUUAAAAACAAUCCAAGUAAAUCUGAACGGAAAAUAUGGAUAACUUGCACUGUUUUUGCUGUUUGUUUGUUUCAGUCUCUCAAGAUCUAAUCUCCUGUUUACUGGGAUUUAUUUAGUGGAACCUCAUUUAGUUAAUAUCUCCAUAUACUGUGUAUACAGAAUACAUUUUUGCUAAUAUGCAGUGCCUUGCAAAAAUAUCCCACUGUAUUUACAAUUUAGGUGACUUCUGAAGGCAAGUGGUGGCACUGUACUUUAAUUUAGGGGUAUCAGAGUUGCAGGGGGUGAAUUAAAAUGUACACUGCUGUUUACAGAUUUUUAUUAAUAAAAGAAAUUUAGAAACUAUGCUUUUUUUUUUCUUCUAUUCUAAUACCUUAAAUCCACAAAUGUGGGUUUCAUAUUCUAUCCAGUAAAUAAAUGUCAACUGCAUUUUUAUACUCUUAAGGGUUAACGGUAACUCCGGUUAACAGAUGAUAAUAAGAAAGAGCAGAUGAGUAUAAACAGAUGGAUGGACGCCUGCCUUGCCUGGCUUAUAAUGGUUGGGCUGUGAAUCUAACAAACGUUGGCUUGCUUUAGCGUCACUUCUCACUCCAGACAAACCACAGUAAUCUGCUUCAGCAGUUUGUAUUUCUCUCAGUUGGAUAUCAUCUUCAUGGCUGAUCGAAAAUCCGAAACGCCGAGCCACCUCCCAUGUGGUUCUUGAGCUGAUUGGGAGGAAACUUAUGCAGGAAUUUGAACCUGAUUCUUGCUCGCCUUGAAAUUUGGCAAAUUCGAAAACCUCACAUUGCUCCAAAGAUAUAUAUUAUACCUAUUUUUUUUUUCUUUAAAAGUUUGUGUGCAACACAUGAAAUAUUGGAUUUUAAUUUUACUUUUUGUUCUGGUAGCAAUCAGAAACAGCAGCUCUGUUUGUCAAAGUCUGUGUUUUAAAUAGAGAUCCUGCAACAGGAGGCAAAUUGUAGCAAACUGGUGAAAUAAAGUGUUUGUUUUGCAAACAUUA